This is a messenger RNA of Didymodactylos carnosus, 531 nucleotides long. The record is from the annotation of a GenBank genome assembly. NCBI's taxonomy places the organism in Eukaryota, Metazoa, Rotifera, Eurotatoria, Philodinida, Philodinidae.
AUGGAUGAAUUUGUUCAACAUCUUCGAGCUGCAUAUCAAUCACCAGCUGCUAAACAGAUUGCUUCACAAAAACUUGGUAAUCGUAAACAAGGAUUACAUGAACCUGUUACUGCAUAUUAUACUGAUAUUAUACGUCUAUGUAAAACCCUCGACGAUCGAAUGACUGAUACAUCUAAACUCGAUCAUCUACAACGAUGUUUAAAACCAUCUUUAACCAAAGAAGUUUUACGUAAAAAGCCAAUAACACCCACUGAAUUUUUAGAAUAUGCCCGAGAAGAAGAAGUUCUAAAUCAAUUGGUUAAUGCCAACGAAUCUGAUUAUACUGAACAACAAUUGGAUAAACAAAUACGUGUUCAGGAAUUUACUAAUCAACCGCCAUAUAAUUAUUCAUCAUCAAAUGCGCCUUAUCAACCUCGAUAUACAUCAUCAUAUUGUUAUCCGACUCCUCCGUCACCAUCGGCUAAUCGUCCUCCUUCGCCCUAUUAUACAAAGUUAUCCAGCAUCACGUCCUCCUGCUCUUUGUUGCUAUAA